Messenger RNA from Vitrella brassicaformis, 1119 nucleotides. Lineage: Eukaryota; Vitrellaceae. The record is from the annotation of a GenBank genome assembly.
GUUCAUUGCACUCACUGCACCGUGCAUCCAUCCAUGCAUUGUCUCACACAUACAUAUAUGAUUUGGAACCCAACCGACACCUACACAUUUAUUCUACGCGCCCUCAAAAGUGUGCAGCAGAAGUGUACACUUACAUACCGACAUCAGCACAGUAGAUCGACACAGAUUGGCCACCGCAACCCGACGACACCGACAUUCACACAUAAAUGAAGCUAGGCAGGCAUCUCGAAGAAAGCGCCAUAAAAGCCUUCUCUAUUUACCGACAGCUUGACAUGCGACAGACAACAGACUUCGCGAAUGCGCCACUAUAUACCCUUCCAAUCCACUUCCUCUGCUUUCCGUCUGUCCAUCCCCUACAGGCACUGCCGCUCUCCUCUCACGCCAUGCCGUGCAAUUGCCCCUUCAGUCAACGGGUCACUCAAUCACGAGAGUAUGGCGUUGGCCCAUCCAGUGAUGGCCUGCCUGCCGACACAAAGGGCACCGCUGCAGCCCCCCCCUCGCACCCCUGGCACACGCAGGGGUGCAGCACCACGCGCCGCUCCGUCUCGUCGCACACCUGGCACGCUGUCGCCUUGUCCCGCGCCGCCCGGCUGCGGUUCUCCACCUCGUGCUGCAUCUGCUGGCGCAAUUCGGCCUCUAGCUUCUGCUGGGCGGCGUGCCAGGCGCGGCGCUCGAGGGACUGCAGCUGGGAUUGCUCGGUGCUGAGGGCCGUCUGGCGGUCCGCAAGCUGCAUGGCGAAGCCGAUCAGCUCAUCAGCAGUCGUCAGCUGGGCGAAGGUCUCUGUCAGUCUGUGAGAGCAUGGGGAGGCAGAAUUACCUGUGUAUGUGUGCGUGUGUGUGUGUCUGUCUUCUUGCUGCCAUUGUGUGGGUGCUUACCUGUCGAAUCGGAUCUGGUUGGCUUGCAUCUCAAGCACGUCGGCCUGCAGCGCCCGGUUGGCCUCAUACAGAGUGUCAAACCACACACACACAGAAAGGGAGAGAGAGAGUGGCCGAGUGCGUACGCUUUCUGGUGCUCGUGCAGCCAUACCUGGCGGCCUCCAGCCCCUUCGCCGCAUAGGCCCUUGACGCACGGAGGCAGACAACACAACAUGGUGACCUCUUCGCCCGGGGAUUGUGUGCU